AUGCGGCUCAACAAGAGUGGCCAAGCGGAAGAAGCCUGCAAAAUGCCUCCUUUCGGCCCGCCGUACGACACGAACAACGUGUUCGCUAAAAUCCUGCGUGGAGAGAUCCCGGCGGACAAGAUCUUUGAGACGGAUGACGUCAUUGCUAUACUCGAUGCAUUCCCGUGCACGCGAGGCCAUAGUCUCUUGAUCCCAAAGGUGUCUGGGUACACCAACAUCGUGGACAUGCCAGCGGAGGAGGCUGCCAAGCUGUUCCGGGAGCUGCCACGACUGGCCAAGGCCGUGCAGGAAGCGGUAGGGUGUGACGGUAUCAACAUUGUCCAGAACAAUGGCAAGGCGUCCGGCCAAGAAGUGUUUCACCCGCACAUCCAUGUCAUUCCUCGGUUUCAAGGCGACAAGUUGUUCCAAUUGCCAGGUCUCGCUGACCCCAUCGAUCGAACUGAAGCUGCCUCGUUGCUCAACCUCAUCCAAGGCAAGUUGUAAGCAGGAUUGUUUUGCACGAAUGGCAGUCGCCAUGAGAGCCGGCAAACCACACUCCUCAUGCAAUUCCGCUGUCAGGACUGUUCAAAUGACCCAGUAAUUCAUCGAUACGAGCUCUUCAAUUGAGCGAGUUCUCCCUGCGGCUGCGCUUGGCAUACAUUGCACCUGAGCUUUUCAUACAUGCAAAGGAGCCAUGUAUAACAACAGUUAUUCUACACUACGCGAACAUCAAGGUUCGAAC
This is a messenger RNA of Aphanomyces invadans, 721 nucleotides long. RefSeq lists its product as hypothetical. The record is from RefSeq and is a predicted model, not a curated record. The coding region runs from base 1 to 483 and encodes 160 amino acids. Gene Ontology annotation, biological process: sulfur compound metabolic process; purine ribonucleotide metabolic process. NCBI's taxonomy places the organism in Eukaryota, Oomycota, Saprolegniomycetes, Saprolegniales, Verrucalvaceae. The transcript has a single exon. Gene Ontology annotation, molecular function: adenylylsulfatase activity.